Messenger RNA from Chlorella variabilis, 1026 nucleotides. RefSeq lists its product as hypothetical. Gene Ontology annotation, cellular component: Rab-protein geranylgeranyltransferase complex. NCBI's taxonomy places the organism in Eukaryota, Viridiplantae, Chlorophyta, Trebouxiophyceae, Chlorellales, Chlorellaceae. Gene Ontology annotation, biological process: protein geranylgeranylation. Gene Ontology annotation, molecular function: Rab geranylgeranyltransferase activity. The coding region runs from base 1 to 1026 and encodes 341 amino acids. The transcript has 6 exons. The record is from RefSeq and is a predicted model, not a curated record.
AUGGUGCACCCCGCAAGGCAAGAGCUCCUGGCAGGCGAGCACGCCCACUACAUCCACGCCUUCAGCGAGAACACCACCAGCUUCGAGUUCUACGCCACCGAGCACUUCCGCAUGAGCGGAGUGUAUUGGGGCCUGACGGGGCUGCACCUGUUGGGGCGACUCGACCUGAUGGACCGUGGCAAGGUGGUGGCCUGGGUGCUCCGCUGCCAGCAUGAGGGUGGUGGAUUUGGCGGCAGCGAGCGCCACGAUGCGCACCUGCUCUACACCCUCAGCGCGCUGCAAAUCCUGGCGCUGUAUGAUGAGCUGCACCGCGUGAACGCAGACACAGUGGCGCACUAUGUGUCGAGCCUGCAGCAGCCCGAUGGCUCCUUCUGGGGCGAUGAGUGGGGCGAGACAGACACGAGGUUCUCCUACUGUGCGCUGUCCGUGCUGUGGCUGCUUGACCGUCUUGAUGCCAUCGAUGUGCAGCAGGCGGCGCGCUACGUGGCAGCCUGCAAGAAUUUCGAUGGCGGCUUUGGCUGCACGCCAGGCAACGAAUCGCACGCGGGCCAGGUGUUCACAUGUGUAGCAGCGCUGGACAUUGCGGGGCGGUUGGACCUGGUGGAUGCAGACCUGCUCUGCUGGUGGCUGUGCGAGCGGCAAACAAAGAGCGGGGGGCUGAACGGGCGGCCUGAGAAACUGCAGGAUGUGUGUUACUCGUGGUGGUGCCUGUCGGCGCUGUCCAUCUUGGGGCGCCUGCACUGGAUUGACCAGCAGGCACUCACAGACUUCAUCCUGGACUGUCAGGAUGAGGACGGCGGUGGUAUCAGCGACCGGCCAGAGGACCAGGUGGACGUGUACCACACAUUCUUUGGCAUUGCGGGGCUCUCUCUGAUGGGACGGCCAGGCCUGCAGCCCAUCGACCCCACCUUUGCGCUGCCGGUUGAGGUGGUGGACAGGCUGCGGCAGCGGAAACAGCAGCAUGAAGGGCAGGCGGCAGAGGCAGAGCGCAGGAGCAGCAGCACAACAAGGGAGCUAGAGUCAUGA